AUGGAGAGCAAUGACACUAAAACAUGGUGGAAUCAAUGCAUGAAUGUUUUCUCAAAGUCUACACGUGAAGAUGAUGGUGAUGAUGAAGUAGCUCUAAAGUGUGUUGCAAUAGAUAGAAUUCUUUCAAGUGCAUGUUUUAUGAGAAAUGGUGAGACCAAAGAAGAAGGAAAAGAUGUUGACAGCAUCAUGAAACUUGAGUUGGCAGAAAAAAGAGCUUUGUUAGAGAGACUUGUGAAGAUUGCGGAAGAAGAUAAUGAAAAGUUCUUGUUGAAACUCAAGGAAAGAAUGGAUAGAGUUGGACUUGAACUUCCAACAAUUGAAGUUAGAUUUGAGGAUAUAAAUGUGGAAGCACAAGUUUAUGUUGGAAGUAGAGCAUUACCUACAUUACUUAACUUCUUUGUGAAUGUGCUAGAGGGGUGCUUAAACAAUCUUCAUAUAAUUCCAAGUCCAAAAAAACAGUUACAUAUUCUUCAGAAUGUUAGUGGAAUCAUAAAACCUAGAAGGAUGACAUUGCUUUUAGGGCCACCUGGUUCUGGAAAGACCACUUUGCUGCUGGCAUUGGCUGGAAGACUUGGAAAAGAUUUGAAGCAAUCUGGGAGAGUAACAUAUAAUGGAAAAGGACUAGAAGAGUUUGUUCCGCAAAGAAUAUCGGCUUAUGUAAGUCAAUAUGAUAAUCACAUCGGCGAAAUGACUGUUAGAGAAACCCUAGCUUUCUCAGCAAGGUGUCAAGGGGUUGGACACAAUUACGAAAUGUUGAUGGAACUACUGAGAAGAGAGAAGGAAUCGAAGAUCGAACCAGAUUCUGAUAUUGAUGCCUAUAUGAAGGAAGCAGCAAUAGAAGGCCACCAGAAUAGCGUCGUCAUUGAUUACGUUCUUAAGAUUUUAGGACUUGAAGUUUGUGCCGACGUAAUGGUGGGAGACCAAAUGAUAAGAGGUAUAUCAGGAGGCGAGAAAAAACGACUCACUACAGGUGAGAUGCUGGUUGGACCUAUAAAGGUGUUGUUCAUGGAUGAGAUAUCAAAUGGUUUGGACAGUUCAACCACUUUUCGAAUAAUCAGCUCGAUCAGACAAUCGAUCCAUAUUCUAAAUGGAACUGCGCUUGUUUCUCUUCUACAGCCAGCGCCAGAAACCUAUGAACUAUUCGACGAUAUUGUACUUCUCACAGAUGGACAAAUUGUUUAUCAAGGACCAAGAGAAAACGUACUCGAGUUUUUUGAAUCAAUCGGUUUCAAGUGUCCUGAAAGAAAAGGCGUCGCUGAUUUCUUACAAGAAGUAACAUCAAGAAAAGACCAAUGGCAAUAUUGGGCGCGUAAAGACGAACCUUACAACUUUGUCACUGUCAAGGAUUUUGUUCAAGCCUUCGAAUCAUUUCACAUCGGUCAAAAACUUGGACAAGAUCUGGCCGAUCCAUUUGACAAGUCGAAGUUUCACUCAAAUGUCUUGAUCACAAAGAAAUAUGGUAUUAACAAGAAGGAGCUCCUAAAGGCUUGUGCUAGCAGAGAAUUUUUGCUUAUGAAGCGAAAUUCGUUUGUCUACAUAUUCAAAGCCACCCAACUUACUUAUCUAGCUACCUUGACGACCACGUUGUUUCUACGAAUCAAGAUGAAGCACUCUACCAUUGAGGACGCGGAAAUUUACAUGGGAGCACUAUUCUUCACAGUGACAGUAGCAAUGUUCAAUGGAAUAUCAGAGCUGAAUAUGACAAUCAUGAAGCUUCCUAUCUUUUACAAGCAAAGAGAUCUUCUUUUCUAUCCUUCUUGGGCUUAUUCUCUUCCACCAUGGAUCCUCAAAAUACCAAUAACUCUCAUAGAAGUUGCCAUUUGGGAAUGCAUAUCUUACUAUGCCAUUGGAUAUGAGCCAAACAUUGGAAGGUUUUUUAAGCAGUACUUGGUAAUCCUAUGCAUUAACCAGAUGGCAUCUGCGCUGUUUCGGUGUAUGGCAGCAUUAGGAAGGGAUAUCGUAGUGGGAAACACAUUCGGAACAUUUUCACUACUCGCAGUUACUGUUUUGGGAGGUUUUGUUAUUUCAAGAGAGGAUGUGCACGAUUGGUUUCUUUGGGGAUAUUGGUCGUCGCCAUUGAUGUAUGGACAGAAUGCUAUAGCUGUGAAUGAGUUUCUUGGACAUAGUUGGAGAAAGGUUAUUCCUAGUUCGAACGAAACAUUAGGAGUAUUGAUACUAAAAUCUCGCGGAUUUUUCCCACAAGCUUAUUGGUAUUGGAUUGGAGUUGGAGCUUUGAUGGGUUAUGUUUUGCUAUUUAACUUUUUCUUCGCCUUGGCUUUGCAUUAUCUCAGUCCAUUCAGAAAGGAUCAAGCAGGUUUGUCCCAAGAGAAAUUGCAAGAGAGAAAUGCUUCAACAGCUGAUUUUGAUGAUAAAUCCGAUACAAAGAUGGACGAAGCAGUUGGCGAAAACAAAGCUAGCAGUAUAGGAAGGAAAGGAAUGGUUCUUCCUUUUGAACCUCUAUCCCUCACUUUUGAUGAUAUCAGAUAUUCUGUUGACAUGCCACAGGAAAUGAAAAACCAAGGAGUUUGCGAGGAUCGUCUCGAGCUUUUGAAGGGUAUCAGUGGUGCAUUUAGGCCUGGAGUACUAACAGCUUUAAUGGGCGUAAGUGGUGCGGGAAAGACUACUCUAAUGGAUGUUUUAGCUGGGAGAAAAACUAGUGGUUACAUUGAAGGAAGCAUCACAAUCUCUGGCUAUCCAAAGAACCAAAUGACAUUCGCACGCAUAUCAGGAUAUUGCGAACAAUUCGAUAUCCAUUCACCCAAUGUUACGGUUUAUGAAUCUUUGCUAUAUUCUGCAUGGCUUCGUUUAUCGCCUGAAGUCGAUCAUGCAACUAGAAAGAUGUUUAUUGAGGAAGUUAUGGAGCUAGUAGAACUUAACUCAUUAAGAGAAGCACUUGUUGGAUAUCCUGGCGAGAACGGACUUUCAACCGAACAACGUAAGAGACUUACAAUUGCGGUUGAACUUGUCGCAAAUCCAUCAAUAAUAUUCAUGGAUGAGCCGACCUCUGGCCUUGAUGCUAGAGCAGCUGCUAUAGUAAUGAGAACAGUAAGGAACACCGUGGACACAGGACGUACCGUGGUUUGCACGAUCCAUCAGCCGAGUAUCGACAUUUUCGACGCGUUUGAUGAGCUUCUACUUCUGAAAUCGGGUGGCGAGCAGAUAUAUGCUGGUCCAAUAGGCGUCCAAUGUUUCGAUCUAAUCGAGUACUUCGAGGCUAUUCAAGGAGUUCCUAAGAUCAAAGAUGGUUAUAAUCCUGCAACAUGGAUGUUGGAAGUUACAUCAGCAGGAUCAGAAGCAAAUCUUAAACUCAACUUCACUGAUGUGUACAAUAACUCAGAACUACACAGGAGAAAUAAACAGUUGAUUCAGCAGCUUGGUGCUCCUUCUCAAGAUUCAGAAGAUCUACACUUUGAUGCUCAAUAUUCACAAACUUUUAUGGCACAAUGUAUAGCUUGUCUAUGGAAGCAACAUUUAUCAUAUUGGCGGAACACAUCGUAUACGGCUGUUAGACUCUUAUUUACUAUCAUGGCAGGUUUAUUAUUUGGCCUAGUUUUUUGGGAUGUUGGCUUGAAAAGGACAAAGGAGCAAGAUCUAUUCAAUGCAAUAGGAUCAAUGUAUGCUGCUGUUACCUUCAUAGGGGUUGUAAAUGGUGCCUCGGUGCAACCAAUAGUAGCGAUCGAGAGAACAGUUUUCUAUCGAGAAAGAGCUGCUGGAAUGUAUUCGGCUUUGCCAUAUGCUCUUGCUCAGGUUAUUAUAGAACUUCCCCACAUUUUGGUUCAGGCUGUUGUAUAUGGGAUCAUAGUAUAUGCCAUGAUGGGAUUUGAGUGGACAACCUCAAAAGUUUUGUGGAAUCUCUUCUUCACUUACUUUAGCUUCUUAUUCUAUACCUACUAUGGUAUGAUGACAAUGGCCAUAACUCCAAAUCCACAUGUUGCUGGCAUAUUGUCCACUUCAUUCUAUGCAAUAUGGUGCCUUUUCUCAGGCUUCAUCAUUCCCUUAUCUAGAAUACCGAUAUGGUGGAAAUGGUACUAUUGGAUGUGUCCUGUUGCAUGGACCUUAUAUGGAUUGGUGGUUUCUCAAUAUGGAGACAACAUGGAUAGUACACUUGAUAAUGGUAAAAGUGUUGAAGAAUUUAUAAGGAUUUACUUUGGUUUUGAACAUGAUCAUCUAGGAAUGGUUGCAAUUGUUGUGGCUAGUUUCACAGUGUUGUUUGCACUCACUUUCACCUUUGGUAUCAAAGCAUUCAACUUCCAAAAAAGAUGA
Molecule: messenger RNA, 4263 nt
Organism: Lathyrus sativus (Indian pea)
Lineage: Eukaryota; Viridiplantae; Streptophyta; Magnoliopsida; Fabales; Fabaceae
Source: the annotation of a GenBank genome assembly